Molecule: messenger RNA, 3480 nt
Organism: Chelmon rostratus (copperband butterflyfish)
Lineage: Eukaryota; Metazoa; Chordata; Actinopteri; Chaetodontiformes; Chaetodontidae
Product: galectin-8-like
Exons: 7
Coding region: 847-1758 (303 amino acids)
Molecular function (GO): carbohydrate binding
Source: RefSeq, a predicted model, not a curated record
UGUUGACGAAUUAUUACUGCAUUUUGUUUGUAGGUGCUGACCAUUUCUUCUAGAAUUCAGUCAGUAAAUGAUGGCAUUUACUGAUUUUCAAAACUAACUUAAUACAUACAACUUACACUUACUAAUAACUAAAAUAUUUUGUUUAAAAUAAACAAACUAAAAAUAUACGGAUUAUAUUACAGAUCAUAUAUUAGAUAUGUCAUUCCAACAUUUGUCCCAUUUGUGAAACGAAUAUUUCUUUGAAAGCAGACCAGGGGGUGAAUUAUUCAUUUCCGUUUGCUCUUGCUGGUGAAAUGAAGCUUAAACAUCGUGAAACAUUUAAGGUUCAAAUCAGAGAAAGUGGGUCUCCGUCGUCGCGCGCGCGCGCGGCGUCCGGCGGACCUGCUCACGUGGUCCGCCCCGCGCAUGCGCACGGUGUCGUGGGCCGAUGGAGAGAAGAUGCCCACUGCCAUCAUCCCCGCGUAGAGCCGGAGAGCCGCAGAGCGCUCGCAGCUGCCGCAGAGCCCGCGCACUCAGUCGUCUUCAGCACAGCCGCAUGUUGUAGCCUGACACCAGCAGCCUGAUGUCUGUGGCUAAUGCGAAACACACUGUCCUGAAUCCGGUAAGAGCCCUAUUAUUAUUAAUAUUAUUAUUAAUAUUAUUGUUAUUAUUAUCAGUGCUCUGAUGCCAUCAUGCAGUGAUCAGUAGAGCCUUAGAAUCCAGCUGUGUGCCAGUCGCUGUGUUGCCAGCGUGUGAACGGCCUGCCUGCACACUGGACCUGAACUAACCCGAGCUCUCAGACUCUCAGUGUAAUCCGGCUCAUAAUCCCUGAAACACAGAGGCGUUUACUGCCAGCUCCCGCACUUCAUGUCUUCAGCCGCUGUCAGUGCAGGUACCCGCUGCUUUAACCUCAGCUCUCCACCUCAGGUGAUCCCAUACACAGGGCCCAUACCUGGAGGCCUGCACCCCGGGGAGAUCAUCAUCAUCCAGGGCACCGUGCCCCCAGAUGCUGACAGGUUUCAGGUGGACCUGUCGAGCGGCUGCAGCACCAAGCCGCGCUCUGACGUCGCCCUCCACUUCAGCCCUCGCUUCAAAGGCACGCCCUGUGUGGUGUGUAAGUCCCUGCUGCAGGAGAGCUGGGGCAAAGAGGAAACGCUCCAUCAGCUGCCCUACAAACGCGGAGCCCCCUUCGAGACCAUCAUCCUGGUCCACGAUGACGUCUUCAAGGUGGCAGUAAAUGGCGCUCACCUGCUGGAAUACAAGCACAAAAUCCCACUGAACAGGGUCGACACGUUUUCUAUAUCUGGGAAAGUCAGGGUGCACGCUAUUGGCUACAUCCCAAACUCAGCAAUAUAUUCAGAAUCAGGUGACUUGAGCCUCCCUUACAAAGGCAGUAUACUGAAAGGCCUGAGCCCUGGGCAGCACAUCACAAUCAAAGGACAGGUCAGCAUGUAUCCUCACAGUUUUACAGUGAACCUCCGCCACAGCAGGACAGAGAACAUCGCUCUCCAUCUGAACCCUCGCAUGAAGUCGGGUGUGUUCAUCCGGAACUCGUACCUGAGUGAGUCCUGGGGUCAGGAGGAGCGGGAGCUGCCCUUCUUUCCCUUCUCCUCAGGGGAGUACUUUGAGAUUCUCAUCCUCUGUCAGCCCCAUCAGUUCAAGCUGGCAGUGAAUGGCUCGCACUUGUUUGAGUUCAGACAUCGGGUGCAGGACCUGAGCAGCAUUGACCAGCUGGAGAUCAUGGGGGACCUGGAGCUCACUGAUGUGAAACUGUGGUGAAUCGGGACUGUGGAUUUACACGGAAGCCAGCGUUACAGACACUCUUGUGUUCUGGUUAUUGAUGCUAAAUUAGCUUAGCCACAAUGGCCCAGACAAUGGAUGCUAAAAAACGGCAAACCCUGUGCUGACUUCAGGUGAGGUUAGUCUUGCAGCAGCCAUAGGUCACUGAUUUUAAGCUAGUCUAGCAUUUUUUGUGACCAGGGACCGUGAAUAGGUCCGGCCGUGGAGUUUCAAUGGUCCGUGUUUCCAGCCCUGACUAGACGACUGAUGCAUGAGAGUUAGCUGUGCUGGAGCAUCAGGCUGUGAGUCACCGUGACCGUUUACAGGUUAGGUUUGCCUUGGUUCAUUUCUUAUACCGUCUCUAGUGCAUCUCUGCUGUGAUACGCCCUUAGUGCACUGUAUAAUUCAAACAGGAAAUAUGUGUAAAUGUUAAUAAGCACUCAAGUGCUGGCUUUGUUUAAAUGCCAGGUUACUGUCAGCAAAUACAAACAAUGAAUGAAUCUGAACCUUUCUUUAGUAGCGAGGCCUAAUGAAGGUUCAUUUACUUGUACAGAUCAUUUAAAAAGCUUUGAAACAUUUGCCAUCGUUUCUAAAUAAUUCUGAUUGUGUUUUCUUUGAAAAUGAAAACAUUUUGAAUGUAGAGUCAAAAUCAUUUUCAUCUGCAGUUUUUUUUUUACAUGAAAUUUUAAAGGUACACUAUGCAGGAAAAAAAACAAUGUAUAGACUCAUACAAAAGGAACACCUCCCAAUCAACACUUAGGGCCCACUAGAAGUGUGUGGUGGUGUAUUUAUCUGCAGACUCUGCCCUCUGCACGCAGUUUUUUCUUAUUUUGUGGUGGUCGGGGACGUUUUUGGGACAGUGGAUGUGUAGCUCCCAACCAAAAACAGUGCACUGGUGAGGUCAGGACUUAACAAAAAGUUAAUGACCAGGCUGACGCUGCGAUCUGUGUCGUCUGUGUCUGAUGCUCUGCUAAAUUCUCCUGUCUGGACACAAACUCAAUUAGCUAAUGUUGCUGCUGGCUUGUUGACUGCUGUCUGUAACUCGACAGAUGCAUUGUAAUUACGUUGUUAUCAUGACACGCAAUUAUUGUCUACUACUUUUCCUAUAAGAGAGCUAGACAGAAGUAUCAUAUAUUUGCGAGAUACGUCGUCACUCAUUUUCCCACUGGCAGUCAGGCACACCACUCUUGAGCCGCUGCCUUAUGAAGGUAUGUGAUGGUGCAGGUGGUACACUGGGCUGUGUGUGUUCUGGUCAGCAGCAGGGAGGUGUGUGCCUCUGGUGGUGUUGAGCCAGGGAGGAGGGCCCAAGUUCCAAUGUUGUGUUUACAAACAGAAACUGAUAAUUCAUGCGUAGUUUACCUUUAAUGAAGGACCUGCCUACGUAAGGUAUGCCCACAUUUCUUUGUUUCAUUCUUCAUCUCCUUUUAAAUCUGUCUGCUGUUUAAUCCUCAGGAUUCUUUAACACACGAUAGCAUCCCAUGCACUUGACAUUUGAGUCAAUUUAGCAUGUAGUGGUGCAGCAGAACUCAAGCACAGUGCAGUACAGGGCCAGUUUAAAAUGUAACUAUUUCAAUAACCUAACAUGACAUUUUGCAAUCUUUAUGCAAGCUUUAGAUUAUAGUAGAAUCCCGCAUCUGUGACCAUCUCUUGUCUCACUUCUCUCCCAGUCAGUGCUGCACUCAUCAAUCCUGCUGGUAAAAAAUCUGAGGUGUUUCUUCUCCA